UCUGGUCUUGAAAGGUCCAUGAAUUAUGGUUGAUCCAGCAUGGCCAUACAUGGCAUACAUAAAAGCCAUCUCCAUCAUCAAUUCAUAGAUGUAUUUACAGUACACAAACACAAGUGGCAGACUUUGGAUCCAACAAUUCCUAAAUCGAAGGAAAACAAAUGGCGUCAGAUAUUAUAGGCUCAGCCCUGAGGAAAUCCCACCAUUUGCCCCCAAGGGGUCACAGUUGACCCUCCCGAGGAUAAAGGCGGCUGCUGCCAUUACAUCUCUCUUUCGCCGGCCGACUUCCUUCCAAUAUCCGGUUUCAAUCAUUCGCAUAUCUAUCCCUUGAAACAUAUUCCCGGAUCGUGCAUGAUCUCGAUGUUGUUCAUACUUUCGCUUCUGUAUUCAUCGAUUUUGUGCAAUCCUGAGUCUAAACGCUCACAAGGGAUCGCAAGCCAAUGGUUUUUCGGCGAUAUUAAGGUGUAGAGACAGGUAGAAAUGGCUUCUGAGAUUUAUAGGGAGAUGCCUAUGUUACUCCACAACAAAUCCGCUCCGUUUCAGGAGUUGCUGGUGAUUUCGGAAGAUGAGGUAGAGACAGAGAUGGAAAAUUCAUGUGGAUGGGUGGGAAAUAUAAUGCUUGAGGUAGAACUCAGGAAGAAGAUAUUGAUAUUCAGAGACUUCAUCGAUCUUCCUCCGUGUGAUCCCUCCAGUCCUAUUCAUAACCUGAUGAUGCGAACAGUGGAAGAUUUAUACAAGCUAUACCCAAGCAUCAAGCCUCAAAAUCUAAUCUUGGAGAAAACAGAACUAUCGAUCCACGAGGGACUGAUCAAUCUGUACGAUGCCUUGAAAUCUGUUGAAGGUUCAUGGGCCAUAAACAACAGCUGGAUUUCUAACUUCGAUGAUUCCACAGAGGACAGCUUAGAGAACGACAGUUUAGAUCAACUCGGUGGAAGAGUGCUCACAAAGCUCCAUCACUUGAUUAAGUUAGCACGGGAAAUGUUUGAUGUAAUGGACGACGAAGAAGAAUACGAGGAUAGAGGUAUGCAAGGCACCAUUUUUGGAGAUAUAUUAAACGAGUGGUAUUCAGAAAACAAAACCACUUGUUCUUCUCCAGAUACCCCGACAUUGCUCCACCUUGAGUUCACUGAAGACCCUUUCUUUGAACCAUUUCUGUUGCCGCGCCGAAUCCAAGCGGUGAGGCAGUUGAAGCUCCUCGACAGUAAUAUGAGAUCCUUCUCAUUCAACAGACUCUUUCACAAGCAAGGCCACAACCUUGGGAAAGAAAUUAACAAGGAGGGAGGACCGAAGACGGAUGUACAAGAAGUCGAUGAAGAGCCAUCUGUUGAAAAGAUUCACAAGGACUCAGCAGAUUUGGACGCCACAAUCGAUAAUUCAAAUGGGAUGCCUCGGACAAGAAGUUUACGAGAUGUGAAAGCACCACCUCUGCCACCACCAACACCAAAUUGCUCUUCUCCACCGCACUAUCAGCAGCCACGGUCUCCACACCCACCAAACCCACCGCCAACUCCAGCCUUCAGAGGAGCAUUAAAGGAAGUGGCGCCGCCGCCGCCACCGCUGCCGCCAGGAGGAAUGGCGAAGGCCCUGAGAGCUAAGAAAGCAAAUGCCAAGUUGAAGAGAUCAACUCAAAUGGGAAAAUUGUACCAGGUACUGAAGGGAAAGUUGGAAGGAAGGAAUUUGAGAGGUAAUCUAUCACAGCGCAGAAAGGCACAGUUUGGAGCAUCAUCCGGACAAGGAAUGGCCGACGCAAUCGCAGAAAUGACCAAAAGAUCAACGUACUUUCACCAAAUCGAAGAAGAUGUCGAGAAGUACAGCAGUUCAAUUGAAGAGGUUAAAACUGCCAUUACUGCUUUUCAAACGAAGGACAUGGCUGAGCUUGUUAAAUUCCACCAGUACGUAGAACAACACUUGGAGAAAUUAACCGAUGAGACUCAGGUGUUGGCAAGGUUUGAAGACUUUCCGACCAAGAAGCUCGAAGCACUGAGGAUGGCAGCAGCAUUAUACUUGAGAUUGGAGGGAAUACAUACUGAGCUACAAAGCUGGAAAGUAGAGCCUCCUCUGAACCGGCUCCUCAAUAAGAUCGAAUCCUACUUCAACAAGAUCAAGGAAGAGAUAGAUUCACUUGAAAGGAGCAAAGACGAAGAAAUGAAGCGACUCAAUAGCCACAAUAUUCACUUUGAUUUUGGGAUAGUGGACCGGAUCAAAGAAUCUAUGGUGGAUGUUUCUUCGGGCUGCAUGGAGUUAGCCCUCAAGGAACAAAGAGAGAUAAAUGCAGCAAGUGAUACAGAAAAGGGGUCGAAGGCCAAUAUCAAGGCAAAGGCUAGCAUAAAGAUGCUCUGGCGAGCUUUUCAGCUCGCCUUUCGGGUCUACAACUUUGCAGGUGGACAGGAUGAUCGAGCUGAUCAAUUGAGUAAGGAGUUAGCUCAAGAGAUUGAAGCCGAUCCCCAGCAGGAGUAAUCUAGCUAGGCUUAUCUAUUCCCAGCAAUUCUGAAAAUUAUUAUAUUUCACGAUAAUCCUAGUUGCAUAUCUGAUCACCUUCGAGAUCGGAGCAACUGACAGAUCCAAGCGCCAAUGGUAUUGGAGAUACUUCUUUUGUAUGAAGAUAAGCUAUUGAUCCGGUCACAGAGUGUGCCAUUUUGAUAAUAUAAGAUUAUAGUAAAAGAAGUUUAUG
Punica granatum (pomegranate) is the source of this 2668-nucleotide messenger RNA. The record is from RefSeq and is a predicted model, not a curated record. Lineage: Eukaryota; Viridiplantae; Streptophyta; Magnoliopsida; Myrtales; Lythraceae.